ACGUCGAACUCGACCGUGGCCUGCAACAACUCCCCAGACCUGUGCUCCCGAAAUUACAACAACAUCACGCACAUGGGCGCACACGACAGCGCCUUCGUGCGGGACUCGAGCACGGGCAACUCGAUAGCGGGCAACCAGUACUUCAACGCAACGGUGGCGCUCUCGGCGGGCAUCAGGCUGCUAUCGGUGCAGGUGCACAACUCGAGUGGCACCCUGGAGCUCUGCCACACGGUGUGCUCGCUACUGGACGCGGGCUCCCUCGAGAGCUGGCUCCAGAAGAUCAAGUACUGGAUGGACAACAACCCCAACGAGGUCGUGACCCUCCUCAUCGUCAACUCGGACGACCUAGACGUCUCGGCCUUUGGCGAGGUCUUCACCUCGUCCAACAUUUCCACGUACGGAUACACGCCCUCGACCUCCUCGGGGACGACGACCUGGCCCACGCUGCAGACCAUGAUCGACGACGGCACGCGCCUUGUCACCUUCAUCGCCGCCAUCAACGCCUCUACCACGUACCCGUACCUGCUGAACGAGUGGGACUACGUCUUCGAGACUGCCUACGAGAAUACUCAGUACACCGAAUUCAACUGCAGCCUCGACCGGCCGUCGACCCUCUCCUCGGCCAGCUCUGCCAUCUCCGCCGGCUACUUGCCCCUCAUGAACCACUUCCUCUACAUCUCCAUCACCGCCAGCGCCAUGCUACCCAACGUGGGCGCCAUCAGCGUCACCAAUAGCGACAACACCACGCUAGCCGGCGGUCUAGCCUACGAGGCCUACAGCUGUGCCGACGAGUGGGGCACCCCUCCCGUGUUUGCCCUGGUCGACUUUUACAGCGAAGGGCCCGCCGUAGACACCGCCGACUUGAUCAAUGGCAUCACCCCGACGGGCAGG
Molecule: messenger RNA, 891 nt
Organism: Cryphonectria parasitica EP155
Lineage: Eukaryota; Fungi; Ascomycota; Sordariomycetes; Diaporthales; Cryphonectriaceae
Exons: 1
Biological process (GO): lipid metabolic process
Molecular function (GO): phosphoric diester hydrolase activity
Source: RefSeq, a predicted model, not a curated record